AGUUGCGCAACGACAACAAUACACAAACAUAUUUAGGCUGUGAUUCGAAAUGUAUUUGAGGAUAACUGUAUGUUUAAACCCGUGUUACAGGGUAACGAAACUGUAAAAUGCAUUUACUUUUUAUCAUUAUUUUAACCUAUGGUGAUUUGGUAAGGGGUCACUUUACAUGGUUUCGUAUCCAUUCGCCGCGUCAUUAUUAUCACAAUGUGCUGCUGUAAUAGUACACUCGCGAAUAUAGAAUCACGGAAUGGCUGUUUCCGUACUAUGCAUCGUCAGUUCCAAUUUAAUUACUUACUAAAAUAUGUAUAACACCGCCUUUAAGUUUUAGAUUAAUUAUGGUAAGAUACUUUAAAAUUGUUGCGCAUGUCGACGUAAUUAUACGGUGUUUUUAGUCCCAGUAUUCACAGGAACAAUACAUAUUCGGUAAAUGUCUAUUUGUAAACUAUACAGAACACGAAAGGAAUAGGGGUUAACAUUUCGAAACGUUAAACCUCUUUUGAAUAAAUGUGCAUUAGUCGUUGUAAGUAUCAAUGCUUUAAACAUAUCGUUAUGUGACGUCGCUAUUUCGCUAAAGGCAGUAAAAAGCACAGCAAUAAUAUUUAGCAUAACAACAAUGAUAUGAAUUACAUGCAACCGCGCAACGCAACUUGAAACAGGACGAUUGAGGAAAUAUCUGCCCACACCGAGAGAUAAUUGGUGAACAUCUUACAGAACCACUCUGCUGUUGGUCAGUUUUGGUGUCAAACUGGGCGCGUAUCGACAGGACUACCAAGGAGUUAUGCGGGGGUCGGAUGGGACACCGGUGUCUUCAUGAGAUGGCUUGCCGGGGAGGGAGCUGCUGGAUUCGGCUCUGAUCUCCAGCUUCGACCUUUUAAGAGUCAGGGAGCGCAUCACACUGAGAAAGGAAAGGCCAUUCUGCAGGGCUGAGCCAGUCUGCACCCACCUAAAACCCCGGCUAGAUCGCCCCAUCCCCACAAUUGGCACAUCUCUACAUAUUUUGCCAUUUCCCAACGCUGCCUGUACUAUGUAGACAAGAAUUCUACCCCAUUUAGUGUUUGCAAAUGAAAAUGGAGGAAAUGUCUCUAUCUGGCCUGGACAACAGUAAACUGGAGGCCAUGGCUCAUGAGAUCUACACAGAUCUGAUUGACGAUGCCUGCCUGGGUCUGUGUUUCGAGGUCCACCGAGCUGUGAAGUGUGGCUACUUCCUUCUGGACGAAACAGACCCAGAAAGCAUGAAGGACUUUGAAAUCGUAGACCAGCCGGGCGUGGAUAUCUUUGGGCAGGUGUAUAACCAGUGGAAGAAUAAGGAGUGUGUGUGUCCCAACUGUAACCGUAGCAUUGCAGCCUCGCGCUUCGCCCCACACCUGGAAAAGUGUUUGGGCAUGGGCAGGAACAGCAGCCGAAUCGCUAACCGCAGGAUAGCCAGUCGUAACAAUAUGAACAAAUCAGAAAGUGACCAGGAGGACAACGAUGACAUCAAUGACAACGACUGGUCCUACGGCUCAGAGAAGAAAGCUAAGAAGAGAAAAUCUGAUAAGGUAUUUUUACAUUCUUUGAAACAACCCGGGUUUGUGAAUCCAAAUUCUCCAAGAAGAUCAAAAUCAAUAAAACAUAAAAACGGGGAACUUAGUAGCGGAAGCUCUGAUCCCUAUAAGUACACUUAUAAUUCAGGUAUUAAUUAUGAAACUCUGGGUCCUGAGGAGCUGCGGUCGUUGCUGAUGACGCAAUGUGGGGUCAUUUCGGAACAUACCAAGAAGAUGUGUACAAGGUCGCUGCGAUGUCCGCAGCACACAGACGAACAGCGGAGGACAGUGCGAGUCUUCCUGCUGGGGCCUUCAGCGUCUCUCCCGGAGCCGGAGACGAGUGUGGAGAACGACAGCUAUGACCCCUCGGAGAACCAGGCCCUCAUGAGCCGACUGCAGUGGGACGGCUCCUCUGACAUCUCGCCUUCAGACUCUGCUUCGUCCAAAGCAAGUACCAACAACUCUGAGUCCAAGAAAACCAAAAAGAAGAAACCUCACCUGGGCCUAAACAGUGGCAGCGGCAGCUCGCAGCAGGGGCUGGGGGGCUCGUCCAGCAAGAAGAAGAAGCCCAAGCUGCUGGCACCACCAACCCCCAGCAUCUACAAUAACAUCAACUAGCAUCCCACCCCCAGCAUCUACAAGGACAUCAACUAGCACCCACCCUGAGCAUCUACAAGGACAUCUACUAGCAUCCCACCCCGAGCAUCUACAAGGACAUCAACUAGCACCCACCCUGAGCAUCUACAAGGACAUCAACUAGCACCCACCCUGAGCAUCUACAAGGACAUCAACUAGCACCCACCCCGAGCAUCUACAAGGACAUCAACUAGCACCCACCCUGAGCAUCUACAAGGACAUCUACUAGCAUCCCACCCCGAGCAUCUACAAGGACAUCAGCUAGCAUCCCACCCCGAGCAUCUACAAGGACAUCAACUAGAAUCCCACCCCCAGCAUCUACAACAUCAUCAACUAGCAUCCCACCCCGAGCAUCUACAAGGGCAUCAACUAGCCACAUAUUCUGUCCAACCCGCCCAGCGAGACAGAGAGCGCCGCCUAGCCCCAGCGUCUUCGACAUCAGCUAACUCAAGACCACCUGCCCAGUAUGACAGAGAGAGCGAUGCCCAGCCCCAGCAUCAACAACAUCAGCUAGCCCCCCCGACCACCUGCCUAGCGUGACGCACAGAGUGCACUGGCCGCCUAUCCAUCCUCCAGACUCUCCACACAGCUUUAUGUGGGGCAGUUCUGCAGCUAAACAAGCCCACCACCAGAAGCCCCUCCCCUUCCCUGCACCAGCCGUAGUUUGUGCUGAUUUCCUGAUCUUCGUUCGAGGCAUUUCACUGGAUAUGUUAAAUCGUGAACGCCUAUUUACAGGCUGACAACAUUAUUAUUAUUAUUAUUAUUAUUAUUAUU
This is a messenger RNA of Polyodon spathula (Mississippi paddlefish), 2933 nucleotides long. Its product is annotated as ataxin-7-like protein 3. Gene Ontology annotation, molecular function: transcription coactivator activity. The transcript is spliced from 15 exons. Gene Ontology annotation, biological process: regulation of transcription by RNA polymerase II; positive regulation of DNA-templated transcription. The coding region runs from base 1062 to 2141 and encodes 359 amino acids. Gene Ontology annotation, cellular component: SAGA complex; DUBm complex. Lineage: Eukaryota; Metazoa; Chordata; Actinopteri; Acipenseriformes; Polyodontidae. The record is from RefSeq and is a predicted model, not a curated record.